AUGGUCCAAGAAGAGCUACAAAUAACCAAUGAGGAGAUGAAGGUCAUUGUAAAGCGCACAUACAAGAGACGGUGGCUCCUUCAACACCCAGAUCAUAACAGCAGAGACGGUUACUACCCAUUUUCAAGAGAAGACCAGAUGUUAACUAUAGUAACAUUUGGUCUUUUGUUGGCUGUGGCCCAUGCCCAGUCACCAUGGCAAAUGGGACCUCAAAGAAAUCCCUUUAUGAUGGGAGGAGGAGCAGGAGCAGGAGCAGGAGGAAGUAUGGGUAUGCCGGGUAUGCCAGGAAUGCCGGGAAUGCAAGGAAUGCAGGGUUUGCCAGGAAUGCAAAGAAUGCAGGGUAUGCCAGGGAUGCAGGGAGGUCAGGGCAUGCCAAUCAUGCCAGGCAUGCAGGGAGGUCAGGGCAUGCCGAGGUCAAUGUCUUCGGGUUCAUCAUUACAAACAAAUCAAGGUCUGUCAAACGCAGGCAGAAGCUCGAGCUCCACCACUAGCUCCACCUCAAGCUCCAGUUCCACUUCAUCUGGACGUCAGCAGCCCUCUUCACAGCAAAUGCCAACACAAAUGAUGCCACAAGUGUCAGGCUGGCAAGGUAACUCCAUGUUUGGGGCACAGCAGAAUCCGUUUAUGGGCGGUCAAUCUCCAUGGGGAGGAAGUGGAUCACCUUUUGGAAGCGGAUCACCUUUUGGAGGAAGCAGAUCACCUUUUGGAGGAAGCGGAUCACCUUUUGGAGGAAGCGGCCAAGGCAGCUCAAUGGGCUGGGGACAGAUGCAGGGUGGUUUCUCGGGACAAGGACAAGGACAAGGACAAGGAAUGGGUGGUAAUCCAUGGCAACAGGGCCAAGGUCGGUCAAUGAGCAAUCCGUGGCAACAGAUGAGCAACCCAUGGCAGUCAUCCAGUACUCAAAUGAACCCGUGGCAAUCAAUGGGUCGACAAAUGAACAGCAACCCAUGGCAACAAGGUGGUACAGGAAGUCGAAGAUCUUUUGGAAAUGGACAAUCAUCAAUGUUUCAACCCCAGGGACCUUCAAGGAUGGGUGGAAUGUUCGGCCGAAACAGCAAUCAAGGGUUUGGCGGUAUGAAUAGUUUUGGAAGAGGAAUGUUUCCAGGCAUGAAUUCGAUGGGAGGAGGAGGAGGAGGAAGCAGCUUCUUUGGUGGUCGUGGAUAA
Molecule: messenger RNA, 1164 nt
Organism: Gigantopelta aegis
Lineage: Eukaryota; Metazoa; Mollusca; Gastropoda; Neomphalida; Peltospiridae
Product: collagen alpha-1(IV) chain-like
Exons: 2
Coding region: 1-1164 (387 amino acids)
Source: RefSeq, a predicted model, not a curated record